Messenger RNA from Cyphellophora attinorum, 2259 nucleotides. RefSeq lists its product as uncharacterized. Gene Ontology annotation, molecular function: acyltransferase activity, transferring groups other than amino-acyl groups. Gene Ontology annotation, cellular component: membrane. The transcript has 2 exons. NCBI's taxonomy places the organism in Eukaryota, Fungi, Ascomycota, Eurotiomycetes, Chaetothyriales, Cyphellophoraceae. The coding region runs from base 1 to 2259 and encodes 752 amino acids. The record is from RefSeq and is a predicted model, not a curated record. Gene Ontology annotation, biological process: polysaccharide biosynthetic process.
AUGGGUCGUCCUGAUGAGGGACUCCUCGAAGCCGGCGACUGGCAGCCGGCGAAGUCAGAGCGUCCGGCGCGAUCAGCAUCGCCAAUGUUGCAGGCGCUCUUGCAAUUUGUUCGUCCUUCGUUCUUGAGCAAAGCCAGUGCACGACCAACAAAAGUGCGACGGACCGCGUAUCUGGACGGUCUGCGAGGUUUCGCGGCAUUGAUGGUAUAUUGGGGCCAUCAUCAGCUAUGGGCACACGAGCCACAGCGCGCGGACAAAAUCCUAGAGAACACCUUUGGUUACGACCAUCAGUACUACUUCGUGACGCUACCGGGUAUCCGGACGUUCUUUGCAGGCGGCCACUACUCUGUGUCAACCUUCUUCGUCAUCUCCGGCUACGUCUUGUCCGCAAAGCCACUGUCACUGAUUCACGCCGACGAGCAUAUUGGACUUGGCGAUAACGUGGCUUCUGCGCUCUUCCGCAGAUGGAUCCGCUUGUUCCUGCCACUGAUAGUUACGACAUUCCUGAUGAUUGUCUCUUAUCAUGCAUUCGACGUCCUCCCAAACUUCACACCACAGCGAACGUUCCGUGCCGAGAUCUGGCACUGGUAUGCUGAGUUCAAGAACUUCAGCUUUGUGUUUCGCGGCGGCGGCGACCCCUGGCUCAGCUACCACUUCCAUUCGUGGUCAAUACCUGUUGAAAUGAAGGGCUCGAUCAUCAUAUACACCGCAACCAUGGCGUUCUCGCGCUGUACACAUUCCGCCCGCCUAUGGUGCGAGAUUGGUUUGAUCUACUAUUUCCUGUACAUCGUGGACGGAGGACACUUUGCAAUGUUCAUGGCGGGAAUGAUGCUGAGCGAUCUCGAUCUCCUCGCAGCAGCAGACAAUCUUCCGAGAUGGAUGAAUCGCUGCAAGCCGUACAAGUCAUGGAUCUUCGGCGCUCUAUUCGUCAUCAGCGUGCUGCUUGGCGGAUGCCCAGCCUACAGCUGGAACAUUCAGUACUUGCGCGACUCGCCAGUAUGGUCCCACCUUGCGUUCCUGGCGCCGCAAGCCAUCUUCGACUACAAGUGGUUCUACCUAUUCUGGGCAGCGGUGACUCUCGUGGCUUCAGUGCCAAGAAUCCCGCCUCUUAAGCGGUUCUUCGAGAGUCGGUUCUGUCAAUACCUCGGACGCGUCUCUUACGCGUUCUAUCUGUUUCAUGGGCCGAUCAUGUGGACGCUGGGCGAUCGUCUAUGGAUCGUCGUCGCCCAGCAGCAACGCAGCGACAUUGCGAAGACCGUCUGGUUCGCCGAGCUCACAUGCAACGCUGUCUUCAACCCUGAAAUCGGCAUCGUGACAUGCGAGAAGCCGCCUCUCACGCUGCCCAUCGCGGCUGCCUCGACUGAGGCCAAGUGUGUCGGCGACCUAGAGCACUUCCAAUGGAGCAUCGGUCCACAUGAUGCACGCGUGGCGUUUGGUCCGGCCGGGCCAUACGCGAUCUUUGGGAGCACCAGUAGGCAUACGUGCUUUGGGCAAUGGAUGCAGGACUUUCGGACUCUCGUGGACUGGGGACGUGUUGAUGACGCGGACGUUGCUGGCGGAGCGAAGCUCUGGAGGCCCGUGGAUCUCCAGCGUCUCCCGCCGUAUGGGUUGGUUGAGAAGAACUGGUUCCCGUUCUGGGAUUUUGCGGGGAAGAUGCACAUGCAUUGGGAUGUCAGUCCGCGGAGAGUGUUUGCGGAGGUCGCGAACGAUGGGAGUGUGGUUGGUGGCGACUUGGCUGAGCUCACGAGGGUAGACGACGACAAAUGUAUGGCGAAAUACCUGCCGCAGUUGGCCGCAGGUGCGUCGGAGAGCAUUCACCAGGCGACGAACUCACUUUCGAUCACGAUGUGCAAGAGGGCGGAUGCGAGCUGUGAGCCGACCGUGUAUAACACGUUCGUGAUGGCGAUCAUUCAGCACAAGGUGUUUCACGACCUGCACAGCGUGUAUGAGCCGUAUGUGGUGGUAUUCCAGCAGAGCGCGCCGUUUAGAUUGCAUGCGAUUUCUUCGAAGCCGCUGUGGGUUCAUGGUAGAGGGACGAAGGGGGAGAAGAGACCGAAGAAGGUGCCAGACAAUAUGCCGUGGGUGCAGACGGAGAUGAUCUAUGUCACGAGUAUGAAUUGGAAGCAGCAAGGACAGAGGUACCAUGGGUAUCUGGACGAUGUGGUGUUGAUGGGGUUCGGGAUUGAGGAUGAGCGGUCUGGCGUGAUUGAUGUGAUGGCGGAGGAUUUGCUGGAGGGUUUGGGCGAGUGUGAUAUGUAG